GGACGAAGAAGUGCAGCCUGGUUCCAUUUGUCUCUUUUCCAAUCACUUCGUACCGGUACAGAAUUUCAAUCAACACGCGAGCCAACCGCCGCCGGCCAGCAACCUCUUCGGGCCUUCAUACAGCCAGGGGUGGCGUCUCUUGGGUUGCACACCAUACAACGAACAGAAUGGAGACCAGGGUGUGCAAGCGGGUGCCAUCUGUGAGACCACCUCGCGGGACUGGAAGAGGAGAAGGCGAGCCUUUGGGGCCGCUGUUGUUUCUUGUCCACUUUGCUCCACGUACCUACGGUGGGAAAUACUCGAUGGAUAAUGAAGUGCAUUCAUUCGGCUUAUCGACCCCGGGUCCAUAGACCAUACUGUGGCAGUCAUUUGGGAGGGUAAACUCGGGAAGAAAAGGCAACCGUGCCGUGUCACACCCUCUUCUCGUCGUUCUCCGUCUUCCGUUUCCUGUCUCACGCUCUCCCGUUGACCGAUCUUCUUCCUCACACUCUUUCUCUCAGCCUGGCACCGACCUUCCACCUCAGUACUUCCCUUCAGGAUUCGAAGUCUCCUGCAAGACGAUGCAGGCUCUGUGAAGGCUCAUACCCCCCUUCCUGCAAGAGUACUGUCGCUUUUGCGCCAGUCAUAUCUCGCAAGAUACGUCACGCGUUGCCGCGCAGCUACUUCAACCAAUUAAGCGGGCACUUCUUUUAUCCUGUCGUGGCCCCGAGGCCUCGAGGCCCGGCUUGCCUGUCGAGGUCCGCUUGUCUGUUGUCUCUUUCUUCUUGAGCCUCAAGCUUACACUAUCACCAAGACUCGGUCUCCGUCCCCGAACCCGGUCUUGCGCGGAGGCCCACCCAUGAUCGGCGCCGAAGUUCGAACCUCUCCAAGUGUCGACACAAGAUGCCAUCAUGCACAAGUCGAGCAGGUCAAGCAAACACAAGUCGAAGAGCGGAGGUGGCAGAGGUGGGAGCACGUGGAGUGCGUGGAGUGAUUGGCAGUGGAAUCCCGAUUACCAGAAGAACUACAGAUACCGCAUGAACAGCAAUGGCGAAUACGACUAUGAGUGGCAGGAUAUUGCGAUGCCGGCGCCGGCGCCGCAAGAUGAUUUCACUCCCCGAGCAGUAGACGAACUCACGGAAACCAUGGACAACCUCGAUCUGCCGCCCACCACCGAACACAGUUAUGGUUAUGAGGGACAGGAUACCGAGCAUAAUGACCCAUCCUACAUGUAUGAACCUUCGGCGACAUCCCAAGGCAGCUCAGGUAGAUCUAGGAAGGGAAAAGAGACAGCCUACGCCCCAGAUCCACCCGCUGAACGAAGUCCUUCCCCUGAAGACCCUCCCCCGCCACCAUUAGAUCCUUUCUGGGGCGCGAAGGGUGGCACCACUGGGCUACAGGAUGAAGAAUUAGCUCCUCCGCAAGCUGGGGCAGAAAGCCUAUAUCACGAGUCUGAGGGAUAUGGAACAGCUCAUGAUCCAAUUACGGCUACAUACAGUCAAGACUCUGGAUACGCAACGGCCGAUCUAGAUGACUAUGAUGAUCCGAUUGUGCAAGAGGCUAUGUCGAACCGCAACGAGAUGUAUGGGACUUCCGGUCACGGUGGGUCAUCGACGGAUCCCGCAUAUGGUACAGCUUAUCCAGCGUACGAGGAGGACGACGGUGCGGCAACACCAAAGGGCCGCCAAAGCCCUACACCAUCCUUCGACAUAAGCGGCACUCAUGGAUCUGCUGAAGAUCUUGACCCUCGUUACGUCGUUGAACCGUCACACAAGUUCCGGCCCGGAUCGGUCUUCAAGGUUCUAUGGUCGGAACCAUCCGGCUCUCACGCCGCAGGGAACUCGACGAUAUCCGAAAAACAGCAGAUUCAAGACCAAUUCGGAGGGUCUGUAUUCAUCGGUUUCAGGCGCUUCAUUGUCAUUGCAAAUGAUGAAGGGCACUGCACCUGCGUGCCAAUCCUCACGUACCAAGGCAAAGCUUGCAACAAGAGGGGCGUAAAAGCCCACAAGCACGGCAUGAUUUACAGCCACAAGCCUCAUCGACCGCUUCGCGAUGAGCCAAAGCUUGGAUUCCCACCAGUCCGGGCCAAGAUCACGAUUGAGGGAGAAAAGCUCGCCAAAGAAUCGCGCGUGAACUACUCCAAGCUUGUCACGGUCGAGCACAACGUCAAGGUCUUCUUCAUCGGCUACAUCAGCCCGGACGACUUUGAAGACGUUGAGUAUGCCGUCGAUGACUGCUGGGAGAAGAAGACCCGAGCGAAGAAGAAGUCAAGAAAAUAAGCAGACGGCUUUGUCUGCAAACAUGUUUGCGUCUCUGUCACAACUUGUGAUGGCAGCACAUUUUAACAAUUAUACGUUUUGGGAGGAGCUAGGCCUACCUAUGCUCCUCUAUCACGAUGAGACGACAGUCUAUUUUGCCGAAAACCCGGCUCAUUUACUACGCUAUUAUUGCGGAAGCUAUGAUAUGAUGAUUCACAUGUUAUCAAACAUUUACUUGGAUUUAUCUGGCAUGAGAUUGAUAUUCACAGGGAGUUGGCAGCAUUAGCAGCAUUGAUGCAAGCUCAAACAACAGUGGAGAGCAUGGGAACAGGCCAUGGUCAGAUUGCAUUACUAGAGUCUAUUCUUCUCUCAUCUCGCGUGGAUAUCUCGUCAACACGAUCACGACUUUCAUAUAUGUGCUAUUUAUUUCUCAAUAUCGAAUUACCAACCUAACUUGCUCAGCCU
Colletotrichum scovillei is the source of this 2702-nucleotide messenger RNA. RefSeq lists its product as uncharacterized. The record is from RefSeq and is a predicted model, not a curated record. The transcript is spliced from 9 exons. Lineage: Eukaryota; Fungi; Ascomycota; Sordariomycetes; Glomerellales; Glomerellaceae. Bases 891 to 2258 code for a protein of 455 amino acids.